UGCACAAGUGGUACAGUCCACUGGUAAAAUUCCGAGAAUUGCGAACUGCGUGUUCUCAGAAUAGUUCUUCCAAGAACUGUCUUCGCGGGACACUUCCAAGAAAAACAGAUCAGGUGGACAACAUGUCAAGUGCAGCAGACGGCUGCAUCAAGUUCACUCGGCAUGCCGGUGAUGUGCUGUUCAACUUCAACCGCUUGCGCAGCAGAAACAUCCUGACCGAUGUCACCAUUCUGGUCGGUGGACAGCAAUUCCCCGCACAUAAGACAGUUCUGAUGGCAUGCAGCGGCCUCUUUUACUCCAUGUUUGCCGACACCCACAAAAGCAACCUGAGCUUCAUAAGUUUAGAUCCGAAGGUGGACCCCACUGGCUUCGGCAUACUGUUGGAGUUUAUGUACACGUCUUGUCUCACCCUUAAAGAUGACUUCAUUAUGGCCACACUCAAUACAGCCACAUACCUACAGAUGGACCAUGUGAUGGACACGUGCCAGAGGUUCAUGGAAUCCAGGGGCUUGUGUGUGAAGCAGACAGAUCAUGGAUUUUUAACUCCAGAAGCUCCAUUCAUCUUUAAUGAUGCCCUGAACACCCCGUCCAUUAGAACUUAUGGUCCACCCAGUCUGCACUAUGCAGACAGCACUUCCACUGACAGCCCUACCCGCUUCUAUAGACACCUUCCUAUCCCCCUGGAGACCUUAAGCACCACGAACCCCCUCUGGCAGAUCCCAAAGACGGGCGUAACAACCCACCCGCAGCACUCCCUGCCAGACAGUGGAGUGACUACUGGAAGACCCAUGGAGACCAGAGAGGAGAGGAACCGGCCGUCUGUGCUCUUCUGGUCAGCUCAGGCUGAGGGAGACAGGAAAGGAGCUCCAGGUGUGAACUCGGAGGUAGAGAACAUUGAGCCAUCUGACAGCAGUGGUCCUCAAAGCCCUCUUAGAUCAGACUGCCAGCCCAACUCACCCACAGAGUCCAGCAGCUGUAGUCGAGGGGCGGCAUCUCCUCAGAGCUCAGUUAGUGACCCCAAAGUCCGCAACUGGAAGAAGUACAAAUUUAUUGUGCUGAACUCCACGGACCGAGUGAAUGACCAUAGCGCACCAACUCCAUCCCAAACAGUUACAGAAUCCACCAAUAAGGCUAUUGAAGAUACAACAACAAGUCAACUCAAUCUUGACAGCAGCUCUACAGAUAAACGCAUUCAAAAAGAGGAGUGUGGCUCAUCAUCUCCUCACCUCAGCACUUUGACAGAAGAGAGCAGCAUGGGACCCACAAUAUUAGAGAGGGGUCGACUAUACUGUAAAGAGUGUGACUCGAAGAGCAAAUCGGACACAGAGAAGCCUCCUUGGGUACAGGACGGAAAGGCAUACAAAUGCAACUGCUGCCAAGCCAUGUUCCGCUAUAAAGGAAAUUUAGCAAGCCACAAAUCUGUCAACACAGGGGAGAAGCCAUACCGCUGCAAUGUGUGUGGAGCUCAGUUCAACAGGCCUGCAAAUCUGAAGACCCACUCACGUAUCCACUCAGGAGACAAACCAUACAAAUGUGAAACCUGCGGCUCUCGCUUCGUCCAGGUGGCUCAUUUGAGGGCUCACGUACUGAUCCACACUGGAGAGAAGCCAUAUCCAUGUGACGUCUGCGGCACUCACUUCCGCCACCUGCAGACACUCAAGAGUCACCUACGAAUACACACAGGAGAGAAACCUUAUCAUUGUGAGAAUUGUGACCUACACUUCCGUCACAAAAGUCAGCUGCGACUGCAUCUACGGCAAAAACAUGGCGCUGUCACAAACACCAAGAUUCAGUACUGCAAAACCAGACCAGACCUCUAAGACCUGAAAAAAAUACAGACUAAACAUAAACUUUCAAAGCAAAGCUAUCCUGCAAGAACCUUGGCAGACCUGCGCUACAUUAGUGGAUCUGAUGUACGAAAAGCCAUCAAAUAAUACAGAUGCCUGCAUAUAUCGCUGUAAUGCCCUUACCUGUAUGUUUUCUCAAAUUAUCCAGUUGCAAAUUGCAUCUCUAAUAUGCAGGACUAAUUGACCAACAUGUUUACGUUUUUGUGUACAUUCAAUCAGAUCUGCAAAAGCACUUGUCCACCCUGCAUGAUUUCAAAUGGAUAUCAUGAUCGCCAAUAACAUUUAAACAACAAAGUAAACAUUGAGUUGCAAGCAUUGUAAAUCAAGUUUUUGUCAAUACAUCAUUGCAAGUCAUUGUGUAAGGCUGGAUUGCUCUAUAUUUGAACAUACAUUUAUUUCAAUUAUUUAUAAAUUAUUCAUUUGUAUACCGUUAAUGUUAUUUCACUCCCUUUCAGCCAAACUGUAUAUAAACCGUAGAUAAAAUAUACAAGGAGGUUAUUGGUAUAAAGGAUAAUUGUUUAUCGAUUUGCAGUGUAAAUGAUUAAUCCCACCUCUGCUUUGGGAACUCUUAAAUGUGGUACUUUUAUGACAACAUUAUAUGACAAUAUUGUAUUUAGGCACGUGUUUGAUAUUGUACAGCUGUUUUUGGUACAAGAGGGCCAAAAGUCCUUUUAAAUUAAACAUUUGGUAACA
This is a messenger RNA of Xyrauchen texanus (razorback sucker), 2540 nucleotides long. RefSeq names its product B-cell lymphoma 6 protein homolog. Lineage: Eukaryota; Metazoa; Chordata; Actinopteri; Cypriniformes; Catostomidae. Bases 123 to 1820 code for a protein of 565 amino acids. The transcript has 9 exons. Gene Ontology annotation, molecular function: protein binding. Gene Ontology annotation, biological process: regulation of cytokine production; negative regulation of transcription by RNA polymerase II; regulation of immune system process. The record is from RefSeq and is a predicted model, not a curated record.